Selaginella moellendorffii is the source of this 1670-nucleotide messenger RNA. Its product is annotated as cytokinin hydroxylase. NCBI's taxonomy places the organism in Eukaryota, Viridiplantae, Streptophyta, Lycopodiopsida, Selaginellales, Selaginellaceae. The record is from RefSeq and is a predicted model, not a curated record. The coding region runs from base 40 to 1590 and encodes 516 amino acids. Gene Ontology annotation, molecular function: heme binding; iron ion binding; monooxygenase activity. The transcript has 5 exons.
UCCCACAAUCUGAGUGAGAGACCCUUGAGCUAUUUGGCUAUGGAAGAUUUCUUGUGGAAGAUUCUAUGUUCUUGUGGUGUGUUUUUGGUUGUUUGGCUGCUCGCUCCUGCUGCGAGGAGCCUGUGGCACGCCUGGAGAUUCCGCUGCUUCUACGCCAAGCAGGGCAUUCCAGGGCCUCCAUUCCGAUUGAUCGUCGGCAACAUCCCCGAGAUUCACAAGCUCUUCAACUCGGUGCCAAAGUUUGAGACCAGCUUCCACGCCGCGACCAAGUUCAGGGUUAUUCCGGACCUUGCUACAUUCCAGCAAACUUAUGGGAGAAUCUCAGUUCACGAGCUUGGCUCCACGACUCGAAUCCUGGUGGCUGAUACCGAGCUCGUGAAGCAAGUUCUUAUGUCUCGAUCCUCUUCCUACAUCAAGGCCGAUUUGUCUCGCCAGAUCCUCAGAGCCGUUGUUGGCAGAGGUGUUGUUGUCACCGACGGAGAUUUCUGGAGACAGCAGCGCAAGAUUCUCAAUCCCGCAUUCAAGCUUGCAUACUUGAAGGGAUUGAUGCGGCAUAUGUCUGGUGCUGGAGAAGAUCUGGCCAGGAAAUGGAGCUCGAGAGAGACGACGAGAAUCGAUGCUCACAGAGAGAUGGCGGCUCUAACCUUGGACGUGAUCACAAGAGCGUCGUUUGGAGCAACCAUUGGAGGCACCAACACUGGUUACGCUGCUUUCGAGUGCUUGGACAGGCUUCUCUCUACGGGACUGCUCUACCUGAACAGCUACAAGCGGCUUAUACCUGGAUACAGUUUCCUGCCAACACGGGAGAAUCUCCACCUCAGGCGCAGUGAGCAAUACGUGAACACGCUGCUGCGGGAUAUAAUUCGCAACCGCUGGGCCGAAAAGACCAGAAAUCCUGACGAGAACGGCAAGCCUGUGUAUGAUCUCCUCGACAUGAUGCUCGAGGCCGUGGAGAACAAGUCGCCAACGAUGACAAUGGACCAGCUCUUGGACGAGUGCAAGACAAUCUUCUUUGCGGGUCACUCCACCACCGCAUUGACGCUCACUUGGUCACUGAUCAUGCUCUCGGUCCACCAGGAGUGGCAGCAGCGUGCCAGGGACGAGAUCUUCGCAGCGCACAAACGGUGUGGAGGUCGUGAUCUAAGUGCCGAAGAUCUCUCAAGCCUCGAAGUUGUUGGCUGGAUCAUCCACGAGGUUCUUCGACUCUUCCCUCCGGUUUCGACCGUGACGAGACAGUGCCAUCAAGCCCACGAAAUCGGGGAGUUCUCCAUACUUCCGGGAACUCUAGUCUUGUGUCCGCUGGCUCUGCUGCUCCAAAGCAAAGAAGAUUGGGGGGACGAUGUCUCCGAGUUUAAUCCCGAGCGUUUCAUCAACAAGAAAACCAAGGACAUAUCCGAGUUCGUGGCUUUCGGAGCGGGGCCGCGGAUGUGUCUUGGCAUGAACUUUGCAUUGAUCGAGGCAAGGCUGCUCCUCUCGCUGCUGCUCGCCAAGUUUUCCUUCACGCUCGCUGAGGAUUACGUCCACGCUCCCGGAAGUCCUGUCAGUAUGAAACCAGUAUAUGGUGCUCCUCUACUUGUGAAGAAGCUGUAGAAAAAGAUCUGGAAAACUUUAUCUGGAACGAUUUGCCAAGCUUUAAGGUUUUGAGAAGGUUUAUACUUGUGGUUGCCCUA